AUGUUCAGCAUGACCCAGAAGGAGGAGAAGAACGUCAAGGGAUUCCAUUGGUGGACAGAAGAAUGCAGCCACAGUUGGGACAAGGUCGAGGCAGAUGCGCCAAAGGAGGAGGCGAAUCAAGGCGCCGAGCACAGCAACGACGCAGAUGAGUCUUUGACCAAGUACCAGGCCAUGAAGGAGGCUCGCACAGAGGGCAACGUGCCGGAGGGCGGUACAGAGCAGUCGUUCGCUGCUACCGGUCGCCUCGAGCCGGCGACCACAACACCAGCAAGGGACCGGGAAGCAUCUCUCAGAGACACGCCUCGCGGUGAGCAGGCAAGCAGAAAGGGCGACAUCCACGUUGGUGGUGCUGAACAGACGUCCUUUACUACCUCUGGCGUCAGGGAGGGUCGCGUCGAGACUGCAACCACAGCCACGGCAGCAGACCAGGCGCAAGCUCUCAAAGGCAUCCUCCGCAACGCAUACGAUCUUCAUUGCUCUACUCGACAGGACGAGAAUGAGGACGAGAGCGUUCGAUCCUUCCUUGAUCUCCUCAAGGACGCCCUCCCUGCCAACGGCGUCCUAUGA
This is a messenger RNA of Kalmanozyma brasiliensis GHG001, 567 nucleotides long. RefSeq lists its product as uncharacterized. The transcript has a single exon. The record is from RefSeq and is a predicted model, not a curated record. NCBI's taxonomy places the organism in Eukaryota, Fungi, Basidiomycota, Ustilaginomycetes, Ustilaginales. The coding region runs from base 1 to 567 and encodes 188 amino acids.